AAAACAUAUGGAUUUAAUUACUUAUAUAACGACGUGCGUAAAUACCUAGACGGGAUUGGAUAGGCAUUUAGCCAGUCAUACUUAACCCAACCUAACGCAACCUUCCUGACACGAGGGACGAGAAAGGGGCUUGCAUAGACGAGAAUACGUCAGGAGCGGAUCCGUCUAUGGGAUUAGGUCAAUGAAAUUAGACGAGAGAAUUGCGUUUCUGUUUGAACCGAUAGUAUAACUCUCUCGGAAACAUGUGGCUGGAGGAGUGCGACAGUUUUGCCGAGCUCUGUCGUGGAUACUUGCCGUACUAUUUGUUAAUAGUCCUGCCGAUCUUCAUCAUAAUCUCCCCGGUUAAUCCCGUGGCCGCGUCGCAUGAGUUCCCCGUGUAUCGUAUGCACCAGUAUGACUUGCACGGAGUUCCACACGGUUGUCGAAGCGCACCAAUCUCCCUGGAGGCGAGAUCGUUGACUGGAUGGAGCACUUCCAGGCAUUGCGUUGUUGCGAAGGCUCUGGAUAUCACACCGUCUGUCUUCCAGUCCAUUAAAAGCAAAGCUGGUGCAUUGGUGAUUGUUUUACCUGAGAAAAUGAAUGAACUUACGACAGAGGAAAGAGAGCAUAUUAUAAAUCUAGAAGCAUUUAUGAUAUAUGGUUCCGAGACAAUGAUACCGGUAUACUUUGCAUUGUGGCAUCCAGAUCUUCAAAUAAUCCUGGAUGAUAUUGCUGAUGGAUUUAUUACCGAUGAAAAAGCUGGUUCGGCAGCAGAGGCCAUGUAUAACUCAAUUUCUGCUAGUGGUUAUCAAGUAGUAGUGGCCACUGGACAGGCACUUCCUAAAACAGAUAUUAAAGUUGCCACAUUGCAUGGCAAAUUGACUGGAACUGGGGCUGAGGAAAAACUACCUACUAUAGCAAUAGUAACGCAUUAUGAUAGUGCUGGUGUAGCACCUGAACUAUCAUUUGGUGCAGAUAGUAAUGCUUCCGGUAUAGCUAUGCUAUUAGAAAUAGCAAGACUAUUUUCUGCUUUAUACUCAACUGGUCGAUCAAGACCACAAUAUAAUCUUGUGUUUAUUGCAACUGGAGCUGGUAAAUUAAACUACCAAGGUAGUAAGAAAUGGUUGGAAGAUCAAUUGGAUGGGCUUGAGGGAUCUAUUAUACAAGAUGCAGCUUAUGUAAUCUGUCUUGACACAGUUUCGGCGAGCGAUAGUUUAUUUAUGCAUGUGUCAAAGCCACCCAAAGAAAAUUCGUCUGGUGGUCUAUUUUACAAGGAACUUAUGAUUGUGUCCCAAUCUUUGAACACUAGCAAUGUUACAAUUCAUAAGGUUCAUAAAAAGAUAAAUCUUGCAGAAGAAACAUUAGCUUGGGAACAUGAAAGAUACAGCAUUCGAAGAUUGCCAGCUGCGACUUUAUCCACAUUAGAAAGACACGAAAAUCCAGUCAGAACUACUAUACUAGAUAUUGCUAAAAAUGAACAAGUAGAUACAUUAUACAAGCAUACCCAAGUUGUAUCGGAAGCAUUAGCACGUCAUAUAUAUAACUUGAGUUCUAGUCAAAUCUUUUCUGGCUCAUUGGAAGUAUCAAAAGAGUCACUGUCUUUAUGGUUUAAUUACUUUGCUUCUCAACCGAGAGCAGCAUCACUAUUAACAGAUAAAAACAAUUUGCUAGUCAGUACAUUGAAAGAAGCAAUGGCAAGAUAUUUGGGAGAUAUUAAAGUUACUCUCCAUAUUCCUGAUAAGCGAGAUCCAGAAUUUGUAUUCUAUGAUGUUGCAAAAGCAAUUCUAAAUGUAUAUAGUGUAAAGCCAGCUGUGUUUGAUCUCUUUCUUACAAUCGGCAUAGUUUUGUACUUGGGAAUAUUGUACAUGAUUGUGCAUAAUUUCUCACAUGUUUAUUCCCUGGCAACAAAACUUUCUGCAAAGAGUAAAACAUCUUAAAUCUUAUUUUACAUUUACAAACAAAAGUGAUUUUUUUAACAUCAAUUUAUUACUAAUGUUAAACAGUCGCUAUAUUGUAAAAAAGUUGAUUUUGGAGUUCUUAUAGAUAUAUAUAUUUCCUCCAAAGUACUAUAUAUAAGUUCUUUAAAAUGAUUGUAUGUUGAUAUAUUUAUAUAUCUGUUCAAGGCGAAUAAUUUAUGACAAAUCCAAAUAUACAAGUUUAUUUGUGUGUUGUAUAUUAGUUUGACAAAUUUUUAAUUAUAAAAUAGUUACACAGAAA
This is a messenger RNA of Formica exsecta, 2196 nucleotides long. Its product is annotated as nicalin. The transcript is spliced from 7 exons. Gene Ontology annotation, biological process: regulation of signal transduction. The record is from RefSeq and is a predicted model, not a curated record. Gene Ontology annotation, cellular component: endoplasmic reticulum membrane. Bases 243 to 1916 code for a protein of 557 amino acids. NCBI's taxonomy places the organism in Eukaryota, Metazoa, Arthropoda, Insecta, Hymenoptera, Formicidae.